Molecule: messenger RNA, 2738 nt
Organism: Saitoella complicata NRRL Y-17804
Lineage: Eukaryota; Fungi; Ascomycota; Saitoellomycetes; Saitoellales; Saitoellaceae
Exons: 3
Coding region: 72-2693 (873 amino acids)
Biological process (GO): proteolysis
Molecular function (GO): dipeptidyl-peptidase activity; serine-type endopeptidase activity
Source: RefSeq, a predicted model, not a curated record
ACAUUUACCGUACAGCCCACUCAUAAUCUUCGACCUUCGCUACAAUCUGUAUACGAAAUUCAUGAGGACCAAUGCCUCCAGAGAACUCCAAUCGACCUUCAUUGUCAUCUCCAAGAUCCUCGUCUUCGUCAGAGGAUAGCUUCGUGCUUGAUGAGCUGGAUCCGACUUCCGCCCGACAUGCGCCAGCCGCGGGAGAGGAGGAGCCGAAGAUGGAGGAGAUGGAUAUUGAGGAUGAGGAAGAUGGGUUGAUGGGUGCCCGCGACGCAUCACGGAAGAGAACAAACUUCCGACGAUGGCUAUUUGGCGGCGUUGGAGUCGUUUCUCUGAUAUGGCUCUCGUUACUUGCAUACUACCUCCUACGAACACAUCCAGCACUGCCCACAUCUCAUCUAUCCUUGUCGGGCACGGGCAAACCACACAUCACCCGCGAAACUCUCGACGCUGGUGCGUUCUGGCCGCGGACUCAUACUGUGUCAUGGUUGCCGUCGUCCAACGCAACGCAUGGUACAUUCCUUACCAGGACGAAUGGAGAGCUUCGAGUUGAAGACACUACCGGCUCAAGCUCCACACUCGUGAAGGAAUCAGAGAUCAAGGACCCAAGCACCGGCAAUCAACUGCGUCUCAGCAAAUACUGGUUGAGCCGAGAUGCCAGGUACAUCCUGUUCGCAACGGAUGUUCACCGUAACUUCCGCCACUCAUUCUGGGCCAAAUACUGGGUUUACGACACCGAAUCCCAUAGCACCUCCGCCGUUGCUGGAGCCCGCACUCUAAACUGGGCAGGAUGGAGCGGAAACGGAUCCGCUCUCGCCUGGGUCGAGAACGGUGAUCUCUGGGUUCGCUCAAGCAUGACCGAGAAAGAAUGGCGUGUCACCAAAGAUGGUGGACCCAAUGUCUUCAAUGGUGUUCCAGACUGGGUAUACGAGGAGGAAGUCUUCCAGACGAACUCUGUUACGUGGUUCUCGCCGGCAAACGCACAUGUUGCGUACCUCCGCACAAACGAAUCGCAGACUCCUACGUACGAGAUUCCGUACUACAUUCCGGAGAACAGCCGUGAAGAUAUCAGGGCGUAUCCGGAAAAUCUGGCGGUGAAGUACCCGAAGCCGGGGUUCCCUAACCCGGUGACUGAGAUGUAUUUUUACACCAUUCCGCCUGAGACGACUGAUGACAACACGGAUGCCAAUGUCGGUACCCCGUUCACUAUCGCCAUUGAAGAUGACUUUAGUCCUGAGGACCGCAUUAUCACCGAGUUGGCAUGGGUUGGACGAGAUACAGCUCUGAUGCACAUCACCAACCGUGACUCCUCUAUCUUGAAAACGGUCAUUCUCGAUAUCACUGCGCGUACCGGCCACGUAGUUCGCACCACGGACAUCUUUGCCGAAGAUGGCGGUUGGUUCGAGGUCACUCGGGAAACUCGUUGGGUACCCAAGGAUGUCGCGAAUGGCAGACCUGAGGACGGGUACAUCGAUAUCGUCAUCAAGGACGGAAACAACCACCUCGCGUACUACACGCCUGUCACCAGCAGUGAGCCCACAGCUUACCUGACCAGUGGUAAUUGGGAGGUCGAUGGCGGUGUCAAGGGACUUGAUCUUCAGCGCGGGUUGGUGUACUUUGUCAGUACCGAGAAAAGUUCAAUCGAGAGGCAUGUGUAUUCUGUGAAGCUCGAUGGCACUGCUUCAAAGCCAAUUACCAAUACCACGGAGGAAGCAUUUUACGAGGUUGACUUCGCACCUGGAGCUGAGUGGUACACAUUGUCAUACACCGGUCCUAACGUGCCCUGGCAAAAAGUGCUCAGCACUGUCGAUGCGUCCUACUCGCACGACCUCGAGACAAACGAACGCGUCAAGACGGAGGUGGAGGUGUAUGACCUGCCUACUUUCCACUACAGCCAAAUCAUUGUCGAUGGGUACACCCUCAAUGCUGUCGAAAUCAGACCGCCUGGGUUUGAUGACACCGGUGCGACCAAGUACCCAGUCCUCUUCCACCCAUAUGGUGGACCAAUCUCCCAAUCCGUCAAGAAGACCUUCAACUAUGAUUGGCACUCGGUCUUGGCCUCUGACCCAGACCGCGCGUACAUCACCGUAAUCGUCGACGGCCGCGGUACAGGUUUCAUGGGCCGCAAGAACAGAGUCGGUAUUCGAGGUCAGGUCGGUGCUCUUGAAGCGCGAGAUCAAAUCGAGGCGGGUAAACAGUGGGCAAAGAAGAAGUAUGUCGAUGAAACGAAGAUUGCGAUCUGGGGUUGGAGUUUCGGUGGGUUCUUGACGUUGAAGGUCCUGGAACAGGGGAGUGGAGUGUUCCAGUACGGGAUGGCUGUUGCUCCUGUUACGGAUUGGAGAUACUAUGAUUCCGUAUACACUGAGCGUUAUAUGGGGACCAUUACCGACAAUUUGGAUGGCUACCGGCAAUCCGCCAUCCAUGAUAUCAACAACCUGGCCAGCGCAGAUCGUUUCCUCGUCAUGCACGGUUCUGGCGACGAUAACGUGCACUUCCAGAACACGCUUUCACUCCUCGACAAGCUGGAUCUUGCCGGCGUGACAAACUAUGAUAUGCACGUGUUCCCUGACAGUGAUCACAGCAUCUACUUUCAUAACGCCAAUCCGGCCGUUUACCGGAAGCUGACGGAAUGGUUGACGGAAGCAUUUGGGAAGAAGAAGGGAAACUCGUGGAGCAAGGGUCUGUGGGAGAAUGACGACUGAGCCAGGGAUACUGCUUAGGUGCUACUACAUAUAGGUUGUGAGUAU